GUCCCCAAGAAAAGUAUUUCUCUGUUUGUGUAGUUUUCUUUACCGCUGAAUUUUCUCUUCGUUUUGUGCUUCAAACAUCCCCAAGAUUGAUCAGACCCUUGCUCAAAAUCGAUACUUCCGUUCUGGGUUUUCAGAAGAUGGUCCAGUACCAGAGAUUAAUCGUCCACCAUGGAAGAAAAGAGGAUAAGUUUCGAGUUUCUUCAGCAGAGGAAAGUGGUGGAGGUGGUUGCUACUCUAAGAGAGCUAAACAAAAGUUCCGGUGUCUUCUCUUUCUCUCUAUCCUCUCUUGCUGUUUCGUCAUGUCUCCUUAUUACCUCUUCGGCUUCUCUACUCUCUCCCUCCUAGAUUCGUUUCGCAGAGAAAUCGAAGGUCUUAGCUCUUAUGAGCCAUUUCUCACACCUCUCUGCUCAGAAAUCUCCAAUGGAACCAUUUGUUGUGACAGAACUGGUUUAAGAUCCGAUAUAUGUGUAAUGAAAGGUGAUAUUCGUACAAACUCUGCUUCUUCCUCAGUCUUCCUCUUCACCUCCUCCACCAAGAACAACACAAAACCCGAAAAGAUCAAACCUUACACUAGAAAAUGGGAGACUAGUGUGAUGGACACAGUUCAAGAACUCAACCUCAUCACCAAAGAUUCGAACAAUUCUUCUGAUCGUGCCUGCGAUGUGAACCACGAUGUUCCUGCUGUGUUCUUCUCCACUGGUGGAUAUACCGGUAACGUUUAUCACGAGUUUAACGACGGGAUUAUCCCUUUGUUUAUAACAUCACAACAUUACAACAAAAAAGUUGUGUUUGUGAUCGUCGAGUAUCAUGAUUGGUGGGAGAUGAAGUAUGGAGAUAUCGUUUCGCAGCUCUCGGAUUAUCCUCUGGUUGAUUUCAGUGGAGAUGCGAGAACACAUUGUUUCAAAGAAGCAACCGUUGGAUUACGUAUUCACGACGAGUUAACUGUGAAUUCUUCACUAGUCACUGGGAAUCGGACCAUUGUUGAUUUCAGAAACGUUUUGGAUCGGGGUUAUUCGCAUCGUAUCCAAAGCUUGAUUCAGGAGGAAACAGAGGCGAAUGUGACCGCACUCGAUUUCAAGAAGAAGCCAAAACUGGUGAUUCUAUCAAGAAACGGAUCAUCGAGGGCAAUAUUGAACGAGAAUCUUCUUGUGGAGCUAGCAGAGGAAACAGGAUUCAAUGUUGAGGUUCUAAGACCACAAAAAACAACGGAAAUGGCUAGGAUUUAUCGUUCGUUGAACACCAGCGAUGUGAUGAUCGGUGUACAUGGAGCAGCAAUGACUCAUUUCCUUUUCUUGAAACCGAAAACCGUUUUCAUUCAGAUCAUCCCGUUAGGGACCGAUUGGGCGGCAGAGACAUAUUAUGGAGAACCGGCGAAGAAGCUAGGAUUGAAGUACAUUGGAUACAAAAUUGCGCCGAAAGAGAGCUCUUUAUAUGAAGAAUAUGGGAAAGAUGAUCCUAUAAUCCGAGAUCCGGAUAGUCUCAACGAUAAAGGAUGGGAAUAUACGAAGAAAAUAUAUCUACAAGGACAAAACGUGAAGCUUGACUUGAAAAGAUUCAGAGAAACGUUAACUCGUUCCAUGAAUGCAUCUGGGAACGGCGGUUCAAAGAAACCAAAUGGGUUCAAGGACUUUAUUGAAAGUCUAACUGCUGUGAAGUCAGAUCUGAAGAACAUGAGUACGGAGGAGCUGCUUGAACUGAAGAAACUGUUGGAAAAUGUGGUGAUUAAGGCUAAGGAAGAGCUGGAGAAGCCCAUGAAGAUGAAGCUGAAGCUUAAGAGGAGGCGAAGAGAUUUGACCAAGGAGGUGAGAGUGAUCUGCGAUUUCUGCGGAUUAUCCAGCAGCCGCAGAUAUGAACUAAGACCACACAAACAAGAACAUGAAGCACUGUCUAUGGAGAGCGAACUCAAGAGAUUACGGCUUUUGACCAGGAGAUUGACUGGUAAGGAUCUCGACGGUUUGAGUUUCGCGGAGCUGCAAUUACUUAGAGACCAUCUAAACGAUGUCUUGGUCAUUGUGACUAACCAAAAGAACAAAAUAAAGCUGGAAAAGGCUGAAAGGCUGCGCCAACAGAAGAAGGAAGCAGGGGAUGAGAAUGAAGGUCCGAGGACAAGGGUUUUGGUUCCUCGCAGAUCCUCUAACCGCGGCUCCGGAGAGAGACAACAGAAACAGGAUGAUGGAUCACCACCACUGUCGCGAACGCAGAUAGAAUUCGAGAAACGAAAAGCUGAAUCCAUGCACAGCGAAUUCGAGAGAUUAUGGCUGUUGAAGGAGAGAAUGAAUGGUAGAAAGCUGACAGGCAUCACUGGAUUAGAAAAGACCCUAGGAUAUACCAAUCAGCUUUAUAGAAACCUGAAGAGGGAUGAAGGGGAUGAGGAUGCUUCUGGAGUGAGAAGCUAUGGAUCCAUCCAGUCAAAAUUUGACGAAGAAGAUGAGAGUGGGGUGCAACUUCUGCGAGUUCUCCAGCAGCAGCUGCGGGAAAAAGUGGAGAGAUUACGGUUUUUGAUCAAGAGGAUGACUGGAAGAGACGACGAUGCAAAUUUCACCGAGCUGCAAGCACUUGAAAGCCAUCUUAAGGAUGUUAAGCGCAUUGUGUUGGACCAAAAGAAUAAGAUAAAGCUAGAAGAAGAUGAAAGACUGCGCAAACAGAACAAGGAAGCUGAGAAUGAGAGUGAUGGUACGAGGAGAGGGGUUUUGGUCUCGACGAACAGCUCUGGAAAAAGACUGGAGAAACAAGAUGAUGGAGCGAUGCUGCUAGAAAGGAAGAGUAAUUUCGAGAGAAGAAACUUUGAAUCAUUUCAGAGCGAGUUCGAGAGAUUGUGGCUUUUUAACGAGAGAAUGAACGGUAGAGAGCUCGAGGGUUUGUCAUCCUCCCAACUGGUCUCACUUUACUGUCAGAUAUCACGGGCUUUGUUGGAUUUGGAUGACCAAAUGAUGAGACCAAGAAGGGAACAAAUUGCAGCAAGGGAGCGCGAAGAGAUGUCGAUAAUGGGGAGAGGAAAGAUUAAGAUGAAGUUGAAGGGGAGGCGAAGAGAUUUGACGAAGAAGAAGAAGAAGGUGAGAGAGCUCUGCGAUUAUUGCGGAUUCUCCAGCAGCACCAUUAGAUAUGAUGAACAAAGGCCACACGAACGAGAUCACGAAGCAGUGUCUAUGGAGAACGAACUCAAGAGAUUACGGCUUUUGACCAGGAGAAUGACUUGUAAGGAUCUCGACGGUAUGACUUUCCCCGAGCUGCUAUUACUUGAAAGCCAUUUAAAGACUGCCUUGCUCAUUGUGAAGGACCGAAGGAAGAAGAUAGAGCUGCUUAAAGAUGAUGAAUGGAUGCUUCUACGGAGGAAGGGCGAUGAUCGUGUGGGGAUAGAGGUUACUGUUCCCUGCAAAUUCUCUACCAGCAGCACGGGAGAGAGACAAGAUGAUGAAGCACCAGCACCGCCGCGGCUGUCGAAACUUCAGCGAGAAUUCGAGAGACGAAAUGCUGAAACCAUGAUGAUUGAAUACGAGAGAUUAUGGCUGUUGAAGGAGAGAAUGAACGGUAGACAGCUUGACGGUAUGAAUCAUGGCGAGCUGGGCUUACUUGAAGUUAAGAUAGUAAUUGGAUUGCAGGAUUUGCUGGAGCAUAUGUAUGCACCAACAAGGGAACAAAUCGCUAAGAAGCGCAGAUCUCUGUUAAGAGAGGUUCCGGGAACUGAGCAGGAGAGAUGUUCAUUGGAUGAUGAGCAUCAUGUUCCAUCACCAAAUGUUUCAAUAAAGCUCAAAGAUCCAAAGACCAAGACUAGAGGAGUGUCCUGCAGUUUCUGUGAAUUCUCCAGCAGCAGAUAUGGAUGCAGCUCUGAAGAUAAGCUGCUGGAGCAAGACAAUGAAGCAAUGCUGCGGAAAGAAGUCGAGAGAUUACGGCUUUUGAUCAAGAGAAUGACUGGUAAGGACGAUGGUGUCAGCUUCACCGAGCUGCUAGCUCUUGAAAGUCACCUUAAGAAUGUCCUACCCAUUGUGCUGGAGCAAAAGAAGAAGAUAAAGCUGGAAGAAGAUGAAAGGCUGCAAAAACAGAAGAAGGAAGCAGAUCAUGAGGCUGAUGGUACGAGGAGAGGGGUUUUGGUUCCUUGCAAAUUCUCUGCCAGCAGCUUGGGAGAAAGACAGGAGAAUCCAAAUGGUGGAGCACCACUGCUGCAAACGAAGAGGGAAUUCGAGAGACGAAGCCCUGAAUCCUUGCAGCUGGAAAUGAAGAGGGGAUUCGAGAGACGCAGCUCUGAAUCCUUGCAGAGCGAGUUCGACAGAUUAUGGCUUUUUAACGAGAGAAUGAAUGGUAGAGAGCUCGAGGGUAUGACUUUCUUCGACCUGUCCAUACUUCACAUUCAGAUAUUACGAGCUUUGACGGCUUGUAUUAACCAAAAGUUGGACCCAAUACAAGAACAAAAAGCAUGGCUGCGCGGAGAGCUUGUUUGCCACACCAACAAGGAAUCAGUCUCUGGGUUAGCUGAGCCCGAGAGAUGUUCAUUGGACAAUGACAAGGAUGCUGACACUUCCUUGCAAUGUAGACUUCUUCUCGUUUCAAGAAAGCUCAGAAGAUUCCAUAAUUGUUAUCAGCGGAAGAGCAUGCCGGAGACCAGUGGAUCCAUUAUAUUGAGACAUAUAUAUCAUAAGAAAAUGGUGCCAUACCAAGAACUCUCUCUUCAGAGAAGCUUCAGCUACAACUCAAGAAAGAUCAAUCCAGUGGCUUCUCCGGCGCGUAGCUCACACGUCCGUUCUCCUUCUUCCUCCGCUUUAAUCCCAAGCAUACCUGAGCACGAACUCUUCCUCGUUCCUUGCCGGAGAUGCUCCUACGUCCCUCUCUCCUCCUCAUCGUCGUCCUCUAACAAUAUCGGGAAACUCCACUUGAAGUUUUCUUUGCUCUUGCGUUCUUUCAUCAACAUCAUUAAUAUCCCCGCUUGCAAAAUCCUCUCUCUUCCCUCUCCGCCGUCUUCUUCUUCCGGCGUCUCUAACCAACUGAUCUCACUCGUCACCGGUGGAUCCUCUUCUCUCGGGAGAAGAGUUACCGGGACUCUGUACGGACACAAAAGAGGCCACGUCACGUUUUCGGUCCAGUACAACCAGAGAUCCGACCCGGUCUUGCUCCUGGACCUGGCCAUGUCAACGGCAACUCUCGUCAAAGAGAUGUCCUCGGGGCUCGUCAGGAUCGCUUUGGAGUGCGAGAAGCGUCAUCGAUCAGGAACGAAGCUUUUCCAAGAGCCCAAAUGGACGAUGUACUGCAACGGGAGAAAGUGCGGUUACGCUGUGUCACGUGGCGGGGCGUGUACUGACACGGAUUGGCGCGUGUUGAACACGGUCUCUAGGGUUACUGUUGGAGCCGGAGUUAUUCCGACGCCGAAGACUAUUGAUGACGUGUCCGGUGUUGGUAGUGGAACGGAGCUUGGGGAGCUGUUGUAUAUGAGAGGAAAAUUUGAACGAGUCGUUGGGAGCCGUGACUCGGAGGCGUUUUACAUGAUGAACCCGGACAAAAACGGAGGUCCAGAACUCAGUAUUUUUCUUCUUAGAAUAUAAUAAAUUAAAGAAGACAAUUUGACUUUGUUAAAAUUUGAAAAUGUCUUAAAUGACGUAUUAUUAUAUAUAUGUGAUAUGAUGAAUGCAAUGUUUGUCAUGAAAUAUAUGUAAGCGAUAUUG
This is a messenger RNA of Arabidopsis arenosa, 5651 nucleotides long. The record is from the annotation of a GenBank genome assembly. Lineage: Eukaryota; Viridiplantae; Streptophyta; Magnoliopsida; Brassicales; Brassicaceae.